AGCACCAGAGAAGUUUCGCUCAAAGCUUCUGCAAGUGUCUGAGACGGGGCGGGGGACGCGCGGCGGCAGCAGCAACAGCAGCAGCAGCUCCCAGGGCUGCCUCUUCCAAUCUCCCUUUCUUCUUCGCCUUCUGGAGGAGUCCCGGUGUGACACCGGAUCUCCGUCUGGGAAAGGGCUGGCCUGCCCUCCUGAGCCGCCCCGGAGGCUUCUCUCUGCAACGCUGAAGGGCGCCCCGUUGGGAACGGCGAUGCCCUCUUGGAGCUUCUGAAAAGAGCGCUCUCUCUCUCUCUCUGCCUGAUCCCCUCUUCUUCUUCUUUUUUCCUCCUCCUGGCCCCAGUAUUUUCCAUCCUUGCUCGAGGCGGAAAAUAAAUGAUCUCACCCCUCGCCGUGGAAUGGAGACAGCUGGCACCCAGCAGAACCUGAAGGAGCCCCAGGAGCUUGAGUGCAAACGGGACUCCUCUCCGGGAGCCUAAGGACCAGCGGGGCCGGCCAGCUUCUCGCCUCGGGCUUCUUUUGGAAGCAGCCCCGGAUCUAGUGAAUUGGGAUCGCUUGCGGUCCUGCGCUUGCUGCUGCUUUUCUUUUCCCCCCUUGGCGUGGCGCAAGAUCGCAGGUUAAUUUCCUAUGGCUGGGAUAUACAGCUCCACUCUGAAGACCCUGGAAGACUUGACCCUGGACUCCGGGUAUGGGGCUGGGGACUCCUGCCGCUCGCUCAGCCUCUCCUCUUGCAAGUCCAACUCGCAAGCCUUCGCGUCGUCUCAGCCCAGGGGCAACUGGUGGUACUACUCGGGCUCCAUGAACAGUCGCAACAACAGCUGGGACACCGUCAACACCGUCCUGCCCGAGGACCCCGAAGUGGCGGACAUCUUCUCCAGAUGCGCCAAGCUGCCCGACCUGGAGGAAUUCCCUUGGACGGAGGAGGACAUUGGGAAGAUACUCAGGAAAGGGAAAGCAGGAGGAGGGACCAAGAGGGACUUCACCCAAGAAGCGGUGCGGAGGCUGUCCGUGUUACUGCGGAGACCCUUGAUCCGGAUCUCCAGGGAGGCGCAGCGCCUGAGCGUGAUGCACUCCAAGUGCACGCGCUUCGAGAUCCAAAGCGCCAUCAAACUGAUCCAGAGCUGGUCGUUGUCCGAGAGCUGCGUCCUGGCCACCGUCAAGGCGCUCUCGCUCUACAGCAUGAGCGCCGGCGACGGGCUGAGGAAGGGCAAGUCGGCCAGGUGCGGCCUCACCUUUUCCGUGGGGAGGUUCUUCAGGUGGAUGGUGGAUACCAGGAUCUCGGUGAGGAUCCACGAGUACGCGGCCAUCUCUUUGACGUCCUGCAUGGAGAACCUGGUGGAGGAGAUCAAAGCCAGAGUAGUGGCCAGCCAGAGCCCCGACGGAGGCGGAGGGGGGAGUGAGAUCUCUGCAGAAGUUCUGGAGAUGGUCAUCAACAAUGAUGCGGAGCUUUGGGGAGUGCUGCAGCCCUUUGAGCACCUGAUCUGCGGGAAGAAUGCGAAUGGUGUACUUUCUCUGCCUGCGUACUUCAGUCCUUACAACGAUGGAUCCAUGUGCAGUAAUGGAAGAGCUGAUGCUUACGCCCAACUAGAACUUAGAACUUUAGAACAGUCUCUCCUGGCAACUUGUGUUGGAAGCAUCUCUGAACUGAGUGAUUUAGUGUCACGAGCAAUGCACCAUAUGCAGUGUUUGAACAUGCUCCGCCCUGGCAUGAGUCCUGUACGACAAAACAGGCAGCAACAGCAAACCAUCUCCUGGUCCCCUGAUGCCCUCCACACCCUUUAUUAUUUUUUACGCUGUCCUCAGAUGGAGUCUAUGGAAAACCCCAACCUGGAUCCACCAAGGAUGGCCUUGAAUAAUGAACGGCCAUUCAUGCUUCUUCCCCCACUGAUGGAAUGGAUGCGAGUUGCUAUAACGUAUGCUGAGCACCGAAGGAGUUUAACAGUGGACAGCGAUGAUAUAAGGCAGACGGCCAGGCUACUCUUACCUGGCUUGGACUGUGAACCUCGGCAGCUGAAGCCUGAAUGCUGUUUCAGUUCCUUCCGGAGAAUGGAUGCAAAGGCUGCCACUGAAAAAUUCCAGCAGGAUUUGGGGUUUCGAAUGCUGAACUGUGGAAGGACUGACUUGAUCAACCAAGCUAUAGAAGCAUUGGGUCCGGAAGGGGUCAAUACAAUGGAUGAUCAGGGUAUGACUCCACUCAUGUAUGCCUGUUCUGCUGGUGAUGAAGCCAUGGUCCAGAUGCUGAUCGAUGCUGGUGCAAAUCUAGAUAUACCAGUCCCUGGUAGUUCCUCCCGAUAUCCAUCAGUUCAUCCUGAUAGCCGGCACUGGACUGCACUCACCUUUGCUGUGUUACAUGGACAUAUCUCUGUAGUUCAGUUGCUCCUGGAUGCUGGAGCCCACGUCGAAGGCUCUGCUGUGAACAGUGGAGAGGACAACUAUGCAGAGACCCCACUCCAGCUGGCUUCAGCAGCAGGCAAUUAUGAGCUAGUCAGCUUGCUGCUGAGCCGGGGAGCAGACCCCCUUCUAAGCAUGCUGGAAGCCAAUGGGAUGUCCUCAUCGCUUCACGAGGACAUGAAUUGCUUUAGCCACGCCGCUGCACAUGGACACAGAAAUGUUCUGCGCAAGCUCUUGACCCAGCCGCAGCAGUCCAAGGGAGAUGUCCUCUCGCUGGAAGAGAUUUUAGCAGAGGGCGUGGACAGUGACACCUCCAGCCAAGGAAGCUCCAACGAGGGCCAGGUUAAGCUGUGCAAAGCCAGGAUGAAGGCUUUGCAAGAGGCCAUGUACUACAGUGCUGAGCAUGGCUACGUCGACAUCACAAUGGAGCUCAGAACGCUUGGAAUCCCAUGGAAGCUCCACGUGUGGAUUGAGUCACUCCAAACAACUUUUUAUCAGUCUCGUUACUCAGUAGUGCAGAAUCUUCUACGGGAAUUCGUCACCAUUAAGGAAGAAGACUACAAUGAAGAGCUGGUUAAUGAUGGACUGCAGCUGAUGUUUGAAAUCCUCAGAACCAGCAAAAAUGAGUCUAUCAACCAGCAACUUGCCUCUAUCUUCGCUCACUGCUAUGGAAGCAGCCCCAUCCCUGGCAUCCCUGAAAUCAGAAAGACACUCCCAGCACGCCUGGAUCCUCACUUUUUAAAUAACAAAGAUAUGUCCGAUGUUACUUUUCUAGUGGAAGGGAAACUGUUUUAUGCACACAAAGUUCUCCUGGUGACUGCUUCAAACAGAUUUAAGACACUGAUGACCAAUAAAACUGAACAAGACAGUCAAGGCAGCAAGACUGUAGAAAUUAGUGAUAUGAAGUACAAUAUCUUCAAGAUGCUGAUGCAAUAUUUAUAUUAUGGAGGAACAGAAUCUAUGGAAAUUCCUACUGCUGAUAUUUUAGAGCUGCUCUCGGCUGCCAGCCUAUUCCAGUUGGACGGCCUCCAGAGACACUGUGAAAUACUUUGCGCCCAAACCAUCAGCACCGAAAGCUGUGUCAACAUCUAUAAAUAUGCCAAGAUCCACAGUGCCCAGGAACUAGUCUGUUUCUGCGAGGGCUUCUUCCUCAAACACAUGAGUGCCUUGUUGGACCAGGAGCCUUUCAAACAGCUCAUCUACGGCAGGAACAGUAAAGUUCAGGGUCUGGAUCCCCUGCAGGACUUGCAGUCCACACUGGCCAGCAGACUUCAUUCCAUUUACAUCACCUCAAGGGUGUGAUUGCCAAGAGGAACUACAGUGACCCUGUGUGCAUAAGCUGCGAUGCUCAAAGCACUUGCUCAUCUAACUGCACUAGGACGGGAUUUUGGCCCAAAUUUGCCAGCUUCCCUCACCGGCAACUGGAAUGCUGAAAGUUCCUCCACCACAUCCAAAAAUCCCCGGUAUAAAAGACCUGACCAUUCACUGUGCAGCUGGGAUUUAUAGGCACGGACACCCAAAGCAAAUACUCCAGUCUAGCUCAGGAAACCUUGCUUGCUGGAUUAGAAGCUGCAAGUAUAAAUCGUUCAGGCAGGAAAACAUGCAGUCUGUUGCGUUUCUGUGAAGGAGAUGCACAUUCUGAAGUAUGUUGUAAUGUACAUUCUCCGCCACAUUUAGUUGCACAUGAGCAGCUUGUUUGGGUGCGACAAAACUGAAUCGGUACCCUAAUGCUUCGAUCUGUACUGAAAAUUAGAUGGCAGGGUUGGGAAGUUGCUAGCUGGGAACAAAACUCCUCCCUAACACCCAGGGCUUUAUUUCAGGUGGAACUCAGUUCCA
Lacerta agilis (Sand lizard) is the source of this 4221-nucleotide messenger RNA. RefSeq names its product ankyrin repeat and BTB domain containing 2 (gene ABTB2). The coding region runs from base 622 to 3687 and encodes 1021 amino acids. NCBI's taxonomy places the organism in Eukaryota, Metazoa, Chordata, Lepidosauria, Squamata, Lacertidae. Gene Ontology annotation, molecular function: protein heterodimerization activity. The record is from RefSeq and is a predicted model, not a curated record. The transcript is spliced from 17 exons.